AUGACUGAGCCUGCUGCUCUGCAGCACAGGAGCUGUCAGGUUUGUCCCGAUCCCAAAAUUUCUACUCUACUAGCUUCAACUGGAGUGUCUGUCUUGUUCCCUUGUGCGGCUGCCUUACAAGCACUGAAGAGAAAAAAGAGAUACGAGAAACAGUUGAGUCAAAUUGAUGGGACGCUUUCGACCAUUGAGUUCCAGAGAGAGGCAUUGGAAAAUUCCCACACCAACACAGAAGUGCUCAAGAAUAUGGGUUAUGCUGCACAAGCCAUGAAAAAAGUACAUGAAAAUAUGGACUUGAACAAAAUUGAUGAUUUGAUGCAGGAUAUCACUGAACAGCAAGAUGUUGCCCAGGAAAUUUCAGACGCUAUUUCAAACCGAGCCGGCUUUGGUGAUGAGUUUGAUGAGGAUGAGUUGAUGGCAGAACUAGAAGAACUGGAGCAAGAAGAAUUGAACAAGGGAAUGAGAGAUGUCAGGUUGCCAAGUGUUCCGUCCACAUCGCUGCCUUCUCGCCCUGCAUCGACCAGGAAGAGAGCAGAGGAUGAAGAUGAAAUGAAGCAGCUGGCUGCCUGGGCUUCAUAAGAGCAUGGUCUUUUUAUAACACUGAACAUUAGAGCUGUAAUGCUGUUUUAUAACCAUACCGAUUUAGUGUGGUUGCAUUUUGUACAGGCUGGGGUUUUUUUAUGGCCAAUCUUGCUAAGAAUAGUGUUACUGCUGUAUUACAAAACUAGUUUAAAAACAAACAAACAAAAAAUGCAAUAGUUGCCAAAACCUGCAAGCAUCAAAGUUUUUUUUCAGCCUUGACCCAAGAUUUGUUUUGUUAUUAGUAGCAGUUUUUAUUAGGUAAUGCCUUACCAUAUCUUGCUCGUUUGUAAAACCUGUGUGUCUCACUUAUGCACACUGCUGGAUUCAUUGUUGAAAUGAAGAAGUUCAAUAAGUCAUCAAGGCCCCAUCCUAGAGGGUUGCUUCGUUCAGACUAUUUGAAUUAUUAGCAAAACAGCUUUAUACAUGUCCUGACUUGCAAGUUCCUUUUAGUCCAAGAGCUAGUAGCCAUUCACUUGGGCAUGGAGAUUUAAACAGUCUGCCUGGAGCAACUUCUGGUGCCCUAGAUAUGAAAGGUAGACUCUGAAGUUGGAUAGGUUUUUUAUUUGUUUGUUUUGUUUUAAACUUUGGCCAGAAUAUCCCAUGCAUGUCUAUAGGUCAACUUGAAUCAUAUUUUGAACUGUUUCCAACUCUGUUCAAGAACAGUCUUAUAGUGAUUUUACAGGGGAAAAUGAAAUGUCCAAGUUCUUAUAGAUCCCUGACAAACAAACUGAUUUCUGUUAACCCUGUCACAAAUCCAGAAGAGAUUUGACUUUCCUGGGGUGUUUUCCUCCACUGUGUCUUUCUAGGGUGAGUCUUUACUUUGUGUGAUAAUACCCAUCCUCAAAGGAAUUAAUUGUACAAUUUCAAAAUAAUUUUAAUUUCUGAACAUUUGGUUCUUUUCUCUUGUUCAGUUUCUGAACAGAAAUAAUGUCAGUGUGUUGUAUUUGAAAUGCCUUUCUAACCCUGGUUAAAAGCUGAUUCUGAAUUACUUGUCAAGUUGACAUGUUACUGUCCGACUGACAGCUUUUUACCUUAAGGAACAGAUGCCACUCUGGGUGCUAAACUACUACAUAGAUAGAGAAAUUACUGUUCAAAUACAAACCAAAAAUUAAAUAGGCUGCUUUGUACUAACGCAUUUUAUUAAACAAGACUUAAGGUCUAUGCUAGUAGCCUGCUGUCAGUCACAAGGAAAUAGUGAAACACUGGAGUUCCUAGGGAUGUGGGAAGCAGAGUCACAUUGAUCUAGAUUUUUUAUUUUCGAAUUAAUUUAAAUUUACUGAUGAUUGAACCACUUGGGGAAUAGUGGGAGACUUGGUUUCUAUAGAUCUAUAGAGGCAGAAGACUGACCCCUUCUCCUGUGGGCUUUAGCCUGUGAUUUGCUGGGUGUUUGGCUUCUAUAGGCUACAAUACGCUUCAGCUUAUUGAAUUUUAGGCUAAGCGUAAGCUAAUGCAUGUUUCUGGACAUGGCGUGCUCAGAACCUUUCAAGUUGAAUUCCAUGGAUGAAGCCCAAAAUUUACAAACCCUCUGGAGAGAUUCAGUUUUUCAGGACUUCUUCAUUCUCUGUAGUGGGAUUUCUUUUGGAUUGCAUCCAUUGGAAAGGAAAAUCAAGCCUUGCCACUUCACUUUGGAUAAAUUUCCUACUGGAAAAAACUGUGUGUUAAUUGCGUCCCAGAGUUUGGAGGUACCAGGAAAAUUGUCCCUUUCUGUUGA
This is a messenger RNA of Egretta garzetta (little egret), 2290 nucleotides long. It is a transcript of the gene CHMP4C, whose product is annotated as charged multivesicular body protein 4C. Gene Ontology annotation, cellular component: cytoplasmic side of plasma membrane; ESCRT III complex; multivesicular body. Gene Ontology annotation, biological process: late endosome to vacuole transport via multivesicular body sorting pathway; vesicle budding from membrane. The coding region runs from base 1 to 576 and encodes 191 amino acids. The transcript is spliced from 5 exons. NCBI's taxonomy places the organism in Eukaryota, Metazoa, Chordata, Aves, Pelecaniformes, Ardeidae. The record is from RefSeq and is a predicted model, not a curated record.